Molecule: messenger RNA, 1537 nt
Organism: Paramecium octaurelia
Lineage: Eukaryota; Ciliophora; Oligohymenophorea; Peniculida; Parameciidae
Source: the annotation of a GenBank genome assembly
UAUGUAAUAAACUUAUAAUCCCGAUGAAAGAAUGCAUAUUGAGUUAUUUUUGGCAGCAAGACAAUUGCCCAAUCUUGAAUUCUUUUCGAAGAGUGAUCCUUAUCUAGAACUCUAUUAUUCAUUGGCUGGACAACAGGAGCAAUUUCUGGGCAGAACAGAAACCGCUGAUUGUAAUUUAGAUCCCAAUUGGGAAAAGACAUUUGAUGUUGAAUAUUGGCCAGACUUGACUUAGAUGUUAAGAUUCUAAAUCUUUGAUCAAGACAGAAUGGGCAGAGAAUUUAUGGGAGAAACAUAGGUAACCAUAAAGGACAUUUUGUAAUACAAAAAUUCAUUAAUUUAACUAUAAAUCAAGAGAUAUGACAAAGCAGCAGGGUCUUUAAUUUGCAAGGCAGUGCUUUUUAAGGAAUCCAAUCAUUCUGUAUAAUGGCAAUUUUGUGGGAUUAAUCUUAAAAACAUGGAUGGCAUAUUUGGUAAGACAGAUCCAUUCUUAAAGUUUUAUUUGUUUUCAGAAGGAGUAUGGUGUCAAAUUCAUUAAACAGAAUACAUUAAAGAUGAUCUCAAUCCUAAAUGGAAGGAAUUUGAAGUUUCCCUUUAAAGAUUAUGUUUCAAUGAUGAAAAUAAAAAAUUCAAAAUAGAAUGCUUAGAUAGACAUGAGAAAGGCAAGAAUAAUUAGAUUGUAGGUUCAUUUGAAACUACCAUUGAUGAAAUUUUUAAUAAAAAUGUGGAUUCAUUUUAGUUAAUCUAACCGAAAGGAGGAUCUGCUGGUACAAUUAAAAUUCUAAAUAAAAAAAGAAUAUAUAGAGCUAACUUUGAUGAUUACAUCAAAUAAGGCACUAAAUUUAAUGUAAUUAUUGGAAUUGAUUACUCCUCCAACAAUGGUGUACCUUCUUUUCCAGAUUCAUUGCAUACCUACAUUGAAAAGAAUAACAUUUAUUUAAAAGCAUUAAAUGACAUCGCUAAAGUAGUAGAAAUCUACGACAUUAAGAAAUUGAUUGCUUUGUAUGGAAUUGGAGCUGAACCUCACUUUUCUAAUUAUAAUUGCAAUAGUUAUUAAACACUCUUCCCAUUGACUGGAGAUUUCUAAAAUCCUUAAGUAAUUGGAUGUCAAGAAGCUGUCAAUGCUUAUCAGAGUAAACUUCGAGACAUUGUUGUUAAAGGAGAUCUCCAACUUGAAGAUUUCAUUAAGUAUGUGUAGACUGUAGCUGAACAUAAUGCAGGGAAGCUAAUUUAUACAAUAGCUGUAAUUAUAGGAUAGGAAUAAAUUACAGAUUUAUAAGUGGUGUAGAAUUUAAUUUUAAGUGGUACAGAAUAUUUGUAUAAAUUAGGUUAAAAAUUACCUUAUUCUUUGAUGUAUGUUGGAGUUGGAGAAGAUGAAUUUAAGGACAUUAAAUAAAUCAAUGAUCUUAUAAACUAAUAAAAUCCACCGAUUAGAAAUAACUUCACUUUUUAUUAGUAUUAAAAAGAACUUCCAUCCAGUCUACUUAAAAAGCAUUUAUUGAAUGAUUUGCCAAAACAAGUUGUUUCAUAUCAUUAAUGA